Cucurbita maxima (winter squash) is the source of this 1528-nucleotide messenger RNA. RefSeq names its product COP9 signalosome complex subunit 7-like. Bases 264 to 1139 code for a protein of 291 amino acids. The record is from RefSeq and is a predicted model, not a curated record. Gene Ontology annotation, cellular component: COP9 signalosome. Lineage: Eukaryota; Viridiplantae; Streptophyta; Magnoliopsida; Cucurbitales; Cucurbitaceae. The transcript has 9 exons.
AUUACCGGUGAUUGCGGUGGAGGGAACGGCUCUUGGGUGUGGUGCUGUGUGAUCGACUCUCAGACUCAGUACGCUCUGAAGAACCCUUAGCCAAGCCUCGACACUUCUAAAUUCCGAAGCUUCUUCGCCAGAUUUCUUGCUGUUUCCACUCAUAUUCAUGAUCUCCAUGAUUCGAUCCCUUUGGAUUGCGCCCUGAUUUCAGUCUCCCUUCCAUUUGUAUCUGUUUCAUCAUUAUUUUUUGUAGAUUUUUUAUUUGCUCUAUAAUGGAUAUUGAGCAGAAGCAAAACGAGUUUAUCGAUCACUUUGUAAAGCGAGCUUCGUCUCUGAAAGGCUCGGCACUUGCGUCUGUUGUUACUGAGGCCACUUCUCACCCUUCACUCUUUGCAUUCUCUGAAAUUCUUGCUGUUCCCGACGUUGUCGAGCUAGAAGGAACUGAGCAUUCUGUAUACCUUGAUGUGCUUCGCUUAUUUGCAUAUGGAACAUGGAGUGAUUACACGAGUAAUUCUGGCCGCCUUCCAGAAUUGGGAUCUGAUCAAGCCCUCAAACUAAAGCAACUUACUGUCCUUACAUUGGCUGAGACUAACAAGGUGCUACCCUAUGACCAAUUAAUGCAGGAAUUAGAUGUUACAAAUGUACGAGAACUGGAGGAUUUUCUUAUUAAUGAAUGCAUGUAUGCGGGUAUAGUCAGAGGCAAGUUAGAUCAGUUGCGAAGGUGCUUUGAGGUCCAGUUUGCUGCAGGGAGAGAUCUGAAACCUGAGCAACUUGGGAGCAUGAUACAAACACUAUCAAAUUGGUUAACUACGUCUGACAAUUUAUCGGUCUCAAUUCAAGAGAAGAUAAAAUGGGCUGAUAAUAUGUGUGGAUUAAACAAGAAACACCGAAAGGAAGUUGAAGAGAGGGUGGAAGAUGUAAAGAAGUCACUUUCCUCGAAGGUCAAUCGAAAUAAAACCAGUGACUCUUUACUCAAAUACUGGGAUAUAUUGGUCGAUGUGCCUUACAUUAUGGCAGAAGUUACAAACUGUAAGCAGGCCGACAUUGACAUCCGAGGGCAUGAGGAGGUCUACUCUGAACCUGGUGGAGUAAUGGACUAUGAGGAAGAUCGAAGUCGUCCAAAGAGGAGACGACAUCCGAUUUCGUAGAGGUGCAUUUGGGAGUUGAACAACAAUCUCCUACAAUAAGGGUGUCUAAAGAACUGCCUGAUUCUUUUCCCUAAGCCAUUCCUUAGAACGGUGUACAUGUUGCUUUAGGUUCCUCUCUGAUAAACAUUAGCUUGUCUUCAGAUUUAAUUUAAUAAUUCGUUCCCGAUGAGUUGUUGGACAGCCGAACAAUUAACAUAAAGGCUGCACAGAGGUUCUGUCCUUUGCUUUGAAACGUAUUGCUUGGGUUUCAAAAUACCAUUGCAGCUUAGGAGGUGAUUUUGUCAUUCUCACAAUACAAACAUGUCAUUUUUCACUUAAAGGACAGUCUUUUAUGACUUUUAGAGAGAAUAGGGAAUGACAUAGAACCUGAAUUAUUUUCUUUAUUCUCA